AUGAAUUCCACUUACUAUUUAGGUAUAUAUGCUGUCUAUGUCUCUCUCGGGGCCAUCCUUGUUCGUCUUCUCACCAACCGAUACAAACGGGGCCUUCAAGACAUCCCCGGGCCGGGCCUGGCAAGAUAUUCUCGUCUGUGGAAGCUAUACAGUGUGUGGAAAGGCAAUCAGCACCAUGUAGAGAUCGAUCUACAUCGUAAGUACGGCUCACUGGUGCGCAUCGGCCCAAACCACAUCUCUGUCGGUGAUCCAAGUGCGAUUCCAAUCAUAUACGGGCUGAAUAAAGGGUUCAACAAGACUUCAUUUUACCCGAUCCAGUCCUUGACAUGGAGAACACAACCCCAAAUGAAUCUUUUCUCGACAAGAGACGUUUCCUAUCACCGUGUCCAAAGACGUAAUAUAGCGAAUGCAUAUAGUCUGUCCUCUCUCCUGGAGACCGAGUCCGCAAUCGAUUCCUGCACCUCCAUCUUCAUGACCCAAAUGUCCAAAUUCGCGGACAAAAAGACGCCCGUCGACCUGGGCAACUGGUUACAAUAUUACGCUUUCGACGUCGUCGGCGAAGUGACCUUCUCCAAAAAGCUGGGCUUUCUCGAAGAGGGUCGUGACGUCGACAAUAUCAUGGAAUCUAUUCAUGGUAACCUCGUUUAUGCCAGUCUAUGUGGCCAGAUUCCGGAACUCCAUAACCUGCUGCUGGGAAACCCGUUGGUCCUCCACUUGCUCCCCGGUCUGGAGAGCUGGAACCAGGUCUUACAGUUCACACUGAAGGCCAUCAACCCAGACUCUCCAUUUAAAGAGGACGGAGAGAUCCACGAGGACCCGGAGUCCGGGAAAGACAUGCUGUCCCGCUGGAUGGCAGUCCAUCGGAAUGAUCCAGAAAGGUUCUCAACAAGGGAUGCCAUCGUGCAUCUCUCGGCAAACGUCUUUGCCGGCUCCGACACCACUGCCAUAGCACUUCGAGCUAUUCUGUAUCUUCUCAUGCGCAAUACAGCCACUAUGACCAAGGUCGUGACGGAGAUAGAUACCGCAGUAAGCGAGAACAGAGUCAGCAAUCCCAUCUCAUACCGCGAAUCCACAACACAGCUUCCCUACCUGGGUGCCGUCAUCAAGGAAGCACUCCGUCUUCAUCCCUCCGUUGGUAUGAUCAUGGAACGCGAAGUCCCCGAGGCUGGAGCUACAAUUUGCGGGAAGCAUAUUCCUGGUGGCACCACUGUUGGGAUGAAUGCUUGGGUGGUAAAUCGGAGUGAAAAUACCUUCCAUGACCCGGAUGAGUUUUUACCUGAACGUUGGUUGGAAAGCUCGCCCGAGCAACUGAAGAGCAUGGAGCAGAGUAUCUUGACCUUUGGGGCUGGGUCUAGGAGCUGCAUUGGGAAACAUAUCUCGUUCCUCGAGAUGUACAAGGUGAUCCCACAGCUGCUGCGCGAAUUUGAGAUCAAAUUACAUGACGAAAAAGAGUGGAAAACGCGGAACAUCUGGUUCGUGCAGCAGCGUGAGAUGAUAUGUGACUUCGUGAAAAGAAGGGAGCUCUUGGAACACUAG
Penicillium olsonii is the source of this 1536-nucleotide messenger RNA. The record is from the annotation of a GenBank genome assembly. NCBI's taxonomy places the organism in Eukaryota, Fungi, Ascomycota, Eurotiomycetes, Eurotiales, Aspergillaceae.